AUGUCCCAGACACUUGCUCAGCCAUACCAGCAGCUCAAGCGAGCAUGGGAGUCUCGCCCUCAGGACCUAGAGCAAUGCGGCAACUCCUCCUCAACUCAAAGACUCAUUGAAGCGGGGCUUUUGUUUCCUCAAGCAUCAGCAAAUACUAGUGACCUCGAAAUUACCCGCGAGAUCCUAGAAAUUGGUGCGUUUUGGUCGAUAAGGACAAAGGACAUCUCAUCCUUUGAUCGUUAUUAUGCACAACUCCAAACUUUCUAUACGGAUUACGCGGGUACACUAAAUGCAUCCCCAAGAGAGGCGCCUCUUCAGGGACUCAAUCUACUCCGACUUCUCACUCAAAACCGUAUCGCUGAAUUCCAUACUACCAUCGAAGGUCUACCUAGUUCAUCUAUUUCGAGUCCAUACAUUCAGCACCCAGUCAAUCUGGAGCGAUGGUUGAUGGAAGGGAGCUACAGCAAGGUGUGGAAUGCUCGAAGUGAGCCCCUUCCAAGUUACGAACAAGAAUAUGGAUACUUUAUGGAGAGUCUGAUGGGAACCAUUCGCGAUGAGAUUGCAAGCUGCGGUGAGAAUGCAUACGAAAGCCUUCCUCUUAACGACGCGGCGACGCUGCUGUUCUUCAAUUCGCCCAACGAUUUAUUACAAUUUGCUCAACAGCGCGGCUGGUCGAUCAAUCUUUCAGCUCAAACAAUCACGUUUACCAAAAAACGAGAGGAAAAGGUGGACAUACCUAAAAAGGAUAUCAUAACCUCAGUAUUGCAAUAUGCCCGAGAGUUAGAGCAAAUUGUAUAA
This is a messenger RNA of Rhizoctonia solani, 789 nucleotides long. RefSeq names its product eukaryotic translation initiation factor 3 subunit K. The record is from RefSeq and is a predicted model, not a curated record. NCBI's taxonomy places the organism in Eukaryota, Fungi, Basidiomycota, Agaricomycetes, Cantharellales, Ceratobasidiaceae. Bases 1 to 789 code for a protein of 262 amino acids. Gene Ontology annotation, biological process: proteasome-mediated ubiquitin-dependent protein catabolic process. The transcript is spliced from 5 exons. Gene Ontology annotation, cellular component: proteasome regulatory particle; nucleus; cytosol.